AAGCAAUGUUCGAAUUCCUUUCCGGCCGGGGCCCACACUGCCCAACAGUAGGAUUUGCCAAGUAAUCUGAAAGGCAUUUUAGGCAGGACGGAUCGUGCAAUCCACGAAGUUGUUGUGUGUACGCAGCGAAGUGAUUUUACAUUCUGCAUUGGUACGAAUAACUGUUCAAAAACGCGGUUUGACACCAUUUUUGGCGCGAGAAUUCGAGCGUAGUAAUGGCGUCUAAAUCGAAUGUCCGUGUCGCUGUCGCAGUGAGACCGUUAAGAGAGAGCGAACAGGAAAAUGGCGACGAAUGUGUGGUAUGGACACAAGACGAUGAAAUUCGGGUGCUAAAUCCAGAUAGUGGCAAAGAGAAACUGUUUAAAUUUGAUCAUACGUUUUGUAAUUCGCCGACAGAGCAUACCGAACCACAGGAGAAGAUUUUGGAAGAUGUUGGCGAGUUUCUUCUCUCAUCCUGUUUUAAUGGCUAUAACACUUGUGUGUUCAGCUAUGGAGCAUGUGGUAGUGGUAAAAGUUUCAUCAUGUAUGGCUCUGAUAAAGUUCAAGGCCUUACUCCUUGGAUUUGCCAAAGUCUCUUCAAGAAAGCUUCAGAUUACAAAGAUGACACAUCAUUCAGGGCGGAAGUAAGUUUUCUUGAAAUACACAAAGAAUUUGUGAAGGAUUUGUUAGGGAGAAGAAGAAACUGGCAAGACUCCUUGAGAGUGCGAGAACAUCGUGAACUGGGAGUUUAUGUGGACAAGUUGACUAAACACAUAGUUACAGAUGUUAAUGAAGCACUGGGGUUGAUUGAUAAAGGAAAGAAAAAUAGGUCAAUAUGUUCAAGGUCUUCCAACUCCUUUACCAGUAGUUCGCAUACAAUUUUCACCUUGAGGUUUACACAGGCUCGUUUAGAAGAUGGCUUGCCCUGUGAAAUGGUCAGUGUGAUUCAACUUGUUGACUUAGCUGGCAGUAAGAGCAUACAUGAUGAGUGUGCUGAUAACUGUUUUACUGCUGCUGAUGCGGACAAGUCUCUGAUGACGCUGGAAAGAGUCAUAUCAUCAUUGGCAUGCCAAGACUCCGAGUCUUCUAACAGUGCUACCGUCCCAUACAAGGAUUCUGCUCUGACAUGGAUUUUAAAAGACUGUUUUGGGGGAAAUUGCCAGACUGUCAUGCUAGCAGCGGUUUCUCCCGCAGCUUCGUCCCACAAUGAGACUCUUAAUACCUUGAGAUUUGCCAACCAGGCCAAGAAUAUCAUGAACGCACCAAAAGUGAACGAGGAUGCGAAUGUGAAAUUGAUUAAAGAACUCCAGUUUGAAAUACAGACUCUGAAGACAAGAUUGAAGAGUGGCACCGUACCUAGUUCUUUGGGAGUUGAUAAGGCGGAGAAAAAACUGCAAGAAAAUGAAGAUCUCAUGAAGCGACUAACAGGCAUUUGGGAGGACAAGUGGAGCAAGACUCAAAAACUUAUUGAGGAGCGAGCCCUUGCUGUCACUGAGCUUGGCUCUGCACUGAAGUUUGAGACAGAUGAACCUCACUUUGUGAGUCUUGGCGGAGGGCGGCUUAGUAUUGGUGUGACACUCUGUCCAAUCAAAAGAGGAAAAACAGUUAUCGGUGUUGCAACAGAGACAUGCAAACCCGACAUUCAACUAAGAGGAAAAGGAAUAGAACCAGACCACUGCACAGUGGAAUACAAUGGGGAUGCAGUGGUUCUUUAUCCCAAAGGAAAUCUGUGUUCGGUGGAUGGUAUUCCCAUCUCAGAACCAACCAGACUACCACAAGGUUGUAUGAUCUGCCUGGGAAAGUCUAAUUACUUUCGGUUCAACCAUCCCAGAGAAGCCAAGAGGAUCAAGGAAUCCAACCCUGGAAAUCGAUUCUCUAUCGUUCCGGAUCAGUAUUUUCCUGAUGUGGAACUCGCCAUUGAGCAGUACAAGAGAGACAAACAAGAGAGAGACAGACUCGAGAAGGAAAACGAACGUUUGCUGUCCCUGGAAAACGAGUACAAGGAGGCUGUGGAGCGAAUCGAAUUUGAAAAAUCCCAACUUGAAGAAGAACGGCAAAAGCUUCAAGAAAUGGAAGAGCAGCAUAAGGAAGCUGUUGAUAGCUUUGAAGACGAAAUAGCUGUUCAAAUUAAAGAACUAGAGAGACAGCGAGAAGAGCUACAGCAUUUUGAGGAAGAGAAAGAAAAACUUGCCAUGCUACAAGAAAAGUACGAAGAGAAUGUAAAGAAGCAAGAGCUCGAACGGGAAAACAAGGAAAAGAAACGGCAGCAAGAGUACGAACGCUUGAAGACGAUGAAAGCGAAGCUAGAAGGAGAAGAAGGAACCGAGAAGGAGAGAGUCGCUAUUGAGGAAUUGAGGCAACAACUUGCGCUUCAAGAGUUGAACAGUUUGGAAGAGGAGCUGCAAACGUACGAAAGACAGCAGCUUGAUAGUGAACUGAUAGAGGAAGAAAGGAAAAAACUUGACGAGAUGAAGGAACGACAAUCUGUGGUAAUAAAACAGUUGGAAGAAGAACUGAAUGCCCAAAUCAAGAUGUUGAAAGAAGAAAGAGAAAAGGAGAAUUCCAGAAUUGAACAGGAAAAGCAAAGAAUUCAGAUGUUGGAGAAACAGCAACAAGAAGCUAUGAAACAGAUUGAGCUCGAACGACAACGGCUUGACCAAGAACGUGAAGAAGAGAAGACGAGACUUAAACAGGAACGCGAGCGAUUGGACAAAUUAGAAGAAGAAAGAAUGGAACUGUUAGAAAAUGCAGCUCGAGAGCAGGAACAAGAGAAACAAAUGAUCGAAUCUGAGAAAAAGCGACUCGUGGAGCUGGAAGAAAAGCAUGCUCAGGCCAUGAAGGAAAUCGAAGACGCCAUGAUUUCCAAACAGGAUAAAAUGGAACGCGAACGGCAAAUUGAGUUCGAGUUCUUCGAAACUGAACAACUUUUGUUGGAAGAGUUGGAGCAAAAGCAGCGCGAAGCCGCCGAGCAGCUUGAGCGAGAGAGAGAGAUAAUUCGACAGCAAUUCGAAAAAGAAAGAGAAGAAGAAAGAAAACAGGUUGAAGGUGAACAAAGGCGCCUUCAAGAAUUACAGUUGCAACAGCAGGAGACAUUGCGACAAGCUGAAGAAGAAAGGCGACGGCUCCAAGCGGAACUUAAGAGUCAGCGAGAACAGAUGCAGAAGGAAAAGUCACGGUUGGUGAACAUGGAGAAAGAGUACAAGAAGAUCAGAUGCAAUGGCUCUGAAGCACCUCUGGUUCUUUCUGCGCUAAACAUGCGAGAUAUAUCGCAGCUUGGAAAAGGUUGCUCGCUUGAGGAGAGGAAACAACGCCUGGAGGAGGAGAAAAGACGGCUGAUUGAGUUGAAGAAAGAAGCAGAAAACCUGCACGCCAAACAGCAAGAGAGCAGUGAUAGUGGAAGCAGUGGAGACGAGAGAGCUAAAAACCAAACGGCCAAAAAGCUACAACGAGAAAAGGAACGAAGGGUUCAACUCGAGAGACAAUUGGCUGAACUGCUGGAGAAAAACAACAAAACGGUUGUCGCAGACGAUGGUCAGAAAGUGAAAGAGCUUGAAAAAGCUCUUGGAAUGGAACGCUCGAGAAGACAGGAGAUGGAAAGAAUUCUAUCGGAGAAACAAAAGCAGGAAGAACUCGAAAGGGUUGCCGCAGCGGAGAGAGCCAGGAAAGAGAUGAUGACAGAGAAAGCUAUUCAAGAGAGGCUUCCUGCUAAGGUCAAAAAUGGAACGUCACACCAUGACAGCAAUGAUCUCAAUCUCGUCCAGCACCUGGUUGCAACCGGUCACGUGCUAGAAAACUGUCCAUCAGUGCGCGUCACAGCGCACGCGUGUAAAGGAUACUUGUCAAAACUGGGAGGAAAGAUAAUCAAGUCAUGGAAGAAACGCUGGUUUGUGUUAGACAGACAAAAACGUGCCCUUUGUUAUUACUCCGAUGAACAUCAACGUGUGCCUAAAGGAAUCGUUUACUUUCAAGCCAUUCAAGAUGUGUACGUAGAUUCGCCCAAUUCACACAAAAGCUCUUCUUUAAGGACUACUUUUUGCGUAAAGACUCCACAAGAAACUUAUUGCGUUGCCGCGCCAAGUGGCCUGGCGAUGAGUGUAUGGAUUGACGCUAUUCUCACGGGUCGGGAGGGGGUUGACUUUUACAACUAAACAAGC
Molecule: messenger RNA, 4133 nt
Organism: Stylophora pistillata
Lineage: Eukaryota; Metazoa; Cnidaria; Anthozoa; Scleractinia; Pocilloporidae
Biological process (GO): microtubule-based movement
Molecular function (GO): microtubule binding; ATP binding; microtubule motor activity
Source: RefSeq, a predicted model, not a curated record